AUGCCUUCGCGCGCGCGCGUCGCGGGCGAGGUCGACGUCGUGGACGCGGACGAUUGGAUCGUCGUCGCGGACGAUCGCUCGAUCGCGCGCGGGUGGGGGGCGGCGCUGUUUGAAAAGCAACGACACGGCGCGUCGAGCGAAAGUUCGCAUCAUCGGCGACUCGAUCGCGCGUUGGUUCGCCGUGGAUUGGCGAAGACGUCGGGAGAGGCGAAGAAGAUGAUAACGGAGGGGAGAGUGCUCGUGAGUGGCGUCAUGGCGACGCGCGUGGAGCAGAGGGUGGCGUUGGAGGAUGUUAGCGUGGAGCGCGGGACGGCGUGA
Molecule: messenger RNA, 318 nt
Organism: Ostreococcus tauri
Lineage: Eukaryota; Viridiplantae; Chlorophyta; Mamiellophyceae; Mamiellales; Bathycoccaceae
Product: RNA-binding S4 domain
Exons: 1
Coding region: 1-318 (105 amino acids)
Molecular function (GO): RNA binding
Source: RefSeq, a predicted model, not a curated record